Corythoichthys intestinalis (scribbled pipefish) is the source of this 5791-nucleotide messenger RNA. RefSeq names its product bromodomain containing 8b (gene brd8b). Bases 31 to 2358 code for a protein of 775 amino acids. The transcript is spliced from 19 exons. NCBI's taxonomy places the organism in Eukaryota, Metazoa, Chordata, Actinopteri, Syngnathiformes, Syngnathidae. Gene Ontology annotation, cellular component: NuA4 histone acetyltransferase complex. The record is from RefSeq and is a predicted model, not a curated record. Gene Ontology annotation, molecular function: protein binding.
GGGGCCCUCGGCCUUGAUGUCACAAAAGAAAUGGCGAGCGGCAUAGGCAAACAUAAAAUUCUGAAUGUGGGGCCGACAGAGCCAUGGUCAAUCAGGGAGAAACUGUGCCUGGCUUCCUCAGUUAUGAGGAGUGGUGACCAAAACUGGGUAUCUGUAAGUAGAGCCAUCAAGCCUUUUUCUGAGCCUGGUCGACCACCAGACUGGUUCUCACAGAAGCACUGUGCCUCACAAUACUCUGAGCUACUGGAAGCAACAGAAGCCCCUAAGCGUAAACGCGGUGAAAAGGGCGAAGUAGUUGAGACCAUUGAAGAUGUAAUUGUUCGUAGACUGACAACUGAGAGGAUAGAGGAACUGAAAAAACUACUACGAGACACGCAAGAGCAGUACAGGAAGUUGAAAAAGGAUGCCGAUCUGAUACAGACAGGUCACAUGGACGCCCAGCUAAAAGAAUUGUGGGCAGCGAUUACACUAAAGAAAAAGCAGGAUGAGGAAGAGGCAGAUCAGAAAAAGAAAGCAACAGAAAUGGCAUAUCAAGCUCGUCAGGCAAUUAAGAACACACCCAAGCGUUUCCCCAGCGUCACUGUUCGUUCCCCUUUGGGGGCCAGUCCCACUAGCAUGGACUCCCAAACGGACUCCUCAGCCCCCACACCACCUUUGGACCCUGCAGUCAUUGCCUCAGAUGACACCAGCGCCCACACUGUCCAGGGUGUAGGUUUUUUGCUUCCAGUGGCUGAGGGGCCAGGCUCAGGCCUUAAAGAUGGAAGCCUCACUGUUCUUGGAGAGGAUUCUCCACAGAAGAGGCUCCUGCCUCAGAAAGCUACGCCUCCGCCAUCUCCACUAUUGUCGGAACUGUUGAAAAAAGGCAACCACAUCUCGGCCAGCCCACGCCUUGUCACUGAAGGAGAUUCAUCUGGCAGUCUUAGCAAUGGAAUACAGACUGCUGCUUUUGUUGCCACACCAUUACCAUCUGGUCAUGGUGUCAUGAUGGAGGAAGAAAUGGAAGCAGCAGUGAAAGAAGAUCUUGGUGAGGAAACGGGUUUAGUAGAAGACGACCUUGUCGCUGUCUCUUACAUGGGGGACGAUUUAGAUCUGGAGACUGUAGGGGACAUCAUUGCCAUCAUUGAGGAGAAGGUGGACGACUCUGUGGAGGCGUUGGAUGCAGCAGCAGUUGAAGCAGCACUGUCUAUGUGUGAAGAAGCAGUCUCGGAAGGACACACCUUACCAGGCCCCUGGGAGACUCAGGAACUAAAAGAUUCAGACCCUACAUCAUCCGUCCAAGACUCUGAGCACAUAGAGGAGCCCUGUGAUGAUGCAGCACUGUCUGUCCCAGCCCCUGUUGACCUGGCUGACCAAAAUCAACAGGAAGCUAAAAACACCGCCGAACAUGUCAAAGGAAACUGUGAGGCAGCUGUGACUGAAAGUGACAUAGCUUUGUGCGAAUCCUCGGACGAUGUGGCUGCUGAAGGUGAUGUCGCAGAAGAGAUUUCUGGGAAGACAGACACAAAUGUAGAUGUGAAGAGCGAAGUCGAGGAGUGGAAUCAGCCUGAGGCGAACCCGCCAUGCCUCGAUUCUGAGGACAGCUCUGUGUCUGGCAGAGAGUCAAAGGAGGUGAAAGAGGAGGAAGCAGGGAGUGAGUGUGACCCGGAAGAAGGGAUGGAGCUGAAAGAAGAAUGCGGUGACGGGGAGGGUCCGUAUUUGUCCGAAGUGGAGCGAGCAGCCAGCGAAAGUGAAGACGGUUAUGGGCCGCCCUCGCAACGCUACACUGCCGAUUCACUGGCCAGCAGCCCUGCUUCUUCUUCCCAGCUAUCCACAUGUGGUGAGGAUCAAGAAGCUGUACAAGCCCAGAAAAUUUGGAAGAAAGCCAUAAUGCUGGUGUGGAGGGCUGCUGCUAACCACAGGUAUGCUAGCGUCUUCUUGCAGCCAGUGUCAGAUGACAUCGCCCCUGGUUACCACAGCAUUGUACACAGACCAAUGGACCUGUCAGCAAUUAAGAAGAACAUUGAAUCUGGUGUGAUCCGUACAACAGCAGAAUUCCAGCGCGACAUCAUGCUGAUGUUUCAAAACGCUGUCAUGUACAACUCAUCCGACCACGACGUCUAUCACAUGGCCCUGGAGAUGCAGCGUGAUGUCCUCGAGCAUGUCCAGCAGUUCCUGGCCACGCAGCUCAUUAUGCAGACCUCUGAGAGCGCCAUCUCUGCCAAGAGUCUCCGUGGCAGAGAAGGAACACGCAAACCAGGAGAGCCAGCUGAGAAGGACAUGGUCCCAAUGGCCUCUCCUGCUUUCCUUCUCUCUCUUUUUGAUGGCGGCACCAGGGGUCGCCGUAGUGCAAUGGAGGCUGACCUAAAAAUGAAGAAAUAGGUUUAAGCAAGACGCCUGGAAGCCAAGAAGAUGGAAAUGAGUAGCUUUGGUCCAGUGGUUCAGUAGAAAGAGCUGUUCAGUCUGUGGGCCUAGUGUAUUGGCAUUUUGCUAGUGCAUUUAUUCUUUUCUAGAGAUGAGCAUAUGGUAUAUACGGAUGUGUUGAUGUGUUUUGGUAGAGCUACAUCUGUUUUUAAUUUUUUUUUUUUUUUAAUCCCUCCGUAUGUAGUUGCCACAUCAUCUCAUUUGGUGGUGCAUUCAUAGAUGUUAGAGAUUUUAAAAAGGAUUGGAAAAAUAUACUUGCUGUUAAAUUUAAAGACUUUCCAGUCACUCGAGGCGCCUCUGUAAUUCAACAAACAUUGGUAAUUAUUCUAAAAUACUAGAUUAACAAAAGAAGUUUGGUGAUAAAAUAUCAACCAAAAAUGACUAUUGAUUUUAGGAUAGUUUUCUUGCUGGGUUUUGAAGAUUUUGAUACGUUUCCGGAAGGCAUGCCUGUCUAACGAUAAGGAAGCCUGGAGCUCUAUCGACUACUAUUUUUACACCGUAUUAAUCAAUUGAAAAAGCUUGAGAACAAAUGUAGGAUGUGGGCAACGCCUCCUAUUUCCGCACUGUGUGGAUAAUGACUAUUAGGAAGAUAACCAUGAUGGUAAGUGCACACAAUUCUUUUCUGCCCAUCUAAACUGGUUCAGUAUGCUCAUUGAAUGCUCAUUGCUUUAAAAAUUAGUUUAAGAAGAUAACAUUAACCCAAAAAGUUCAAGGCUGUUUGUAUGUUUGGGGGCUUGUUGUGAGAGAAUCUUGAGGUAUGACAUCUUGAUGUUGUAUAACCCACUGCCAGGACUUACCAAAGUUAAAGACCAGCUCCUUAGUCUUAACGAGGUUGAGCUGUGGGCAGUUCUCCUCACUCCAGGCCACAAAGUCAUCAACCAGACACCUGUACUCCUCCUCUCCAUCAUCCUUAAUGCAGCCUAUGAUGGCUGUGUCAUCUGCAAACUUCUGGAUGUGACACAGCUCCGAAUUUUAGCAGAAGGCUGAGGUGUAAAGGGUGAAGAGAAGGGGGUCCAGCACUGUCCCCUGAGGUGCCCCCGUACUGCAGGUCACUGUGUCUGACAUGGUAUUCCCUAGUCUGACGAACUGCGGUCUGUCAGUAAGGUAAUUGUAAUCCAGGACACCAGAUGGGGGUGCACUUUCAUCCCCACUAGCUUUUCAUGAAGCCUAAGGGGCUGGAUGUUGUUAAAGGCACUUGGGAAAUCCAGAAAAAGGAUCCUCAUAGUGCCGCCACCUUUAUCCAGGUGCAAGUGGGUAUGAUGAAGAGGAUGUAGGAUGGCAUCCUCCACUCCAAUGGCUGUCCAUUAGGCAAACUGAAGGGAGUCCUGAGCAUGCUCCACUUGUGGCCUGAGGAUCUUGAGAAGGAGCCACUCCAGAGUCUUCAUCAGCUCUUGAUGUAAGAGCCACCGGUCUGUAAUUGUUCAGCUCACUGGGCUGAUUCUUUUUCGGGACUAGAACGAUACAGAAUGUUUUCCACAAGGUGGGCACCUUCCCUAGCCGUAGGCUAAGGUUGAAGACCUGCUGGAGUGGUACACCCAGUUUAGCGGCACAGGUCUUAAGCAGUCAGGGGGGCACCUUAUCUGGAACCGCUGCCUUCCUAGGGCAGAGCCUACUCAGUUCCUCUCUGACCUGGUUGGUGGUUAUGCAAGGAGGAGACUGUGAGCGUGGGUGUUGGAGGAAAGAAUUAACUUCAUACACUUUUUAUAAACAAAAGCAAUGUCAAUAAAAAAGGCCAAUUCAUUUUCAGAAAAAUAUGUAUUUGUUUACUUUUACUUUCAUACUUAAGUACAUUCCAGCACACUUUUUUUUUUUUUUUAACUUUGUGGAAGUACGUUUGCCACCAUCGCAUAGAACUUGCUAGAGACGGGGGGAACUUAGGUGGGUACUGGCAUCUACGGGCCUGGUUUGUGGAUGUAAAAUGAGGGGCCUGCGAAUUAUUGUCCACUAGCACCCUCCCACACACACUUGGGGGUGUCCCGUUUAUGCUCAUCGCACCUGAGCCCUGUUCACACUUGUACCGCCACUGGCUACAGGCAACAAUCAACACUAAGUCACAAACUCUCAGUCCAAUGUUCACAUCUACAAAAAUGUAAUAAUUUAUAAGAUGUGCACAUACCUGGUACCUCAAUAAACAACAAUCCGUCGUAUCGCUGUUUGUUUUGAAUCUUUAAAUGGAACAUAUUUUACCAUGCUCAUUCAUUUUCCAUGCCGCUUCUUCCUCACGAGGGUCGCGGAAGGGCUGGAGCCUUUUUCCAUUGAAAAUGGUUAAUUCUGGGUGUUUUUAGGUUAUCUGUAUAAUCCCUAUUAUUUCCAUGGCGCCUGGCUACAGCAGUAGAUCACGCUGAAUGAGGUGGCCAACAGGGUUAACACAGUACGUUUUAAUUCUAUAGUAUGUGAAAUAAAAUUGAGCCACAAGCAAAUCGCACAGACUUGACAAUGUUUGUUUUGGAUAGUGUUUAUUGAGCAGGGUACUGUGAAGUCAAAUUUCACUUUUAUUAUUUUUUUAAGUGUAAACCUUGAUAGCUGCAGGUUGGUUAGUCUUUAGCCCAUUUAAUUUUGCCACCCAAUGACUUGAAUUGUUAAUUAUGACGCAAGUAAAAUAUUUCUCUCUGUUCUCAAUUUUAAUUUAUUCUGACGUAUAUUUUGAGUUGCUGAUUACAGUUUUCUAAUGAGACCUGAUAAUCAUUUAGUACUUAUGAAAAUGUUUUUUGGGAACUUUGUUUCAGUGUUAACUGCCAUUCUCUAUAAAUGUCAUUGAAUGCACCACCACAACAAUUACCAGCUGGACAACAAACAGUCCAUGUCCAAAAUAUAUGUUUUUGUUCCAAGGAAAUUGGUGAAUCAUUUCCAAUGAUGCCUGCCAAGACAUUUUUCCCCCAAUUGCGCAAAGGAAAGUGAAUUGAGGCCUAGAAUGCUUUCCUGAAGAUAAUCAGGAACCCAGUCCGUUCCAGUCCAGUCUGAUCAAAAGCAGUCAAAAUAUGUCUGUUUAGUUUAGCUCAGGGGUCCCCAAACUAUUCCAUAUCGGGCCGCUGUGGGUGCUGGAUUUCUUUGACUCCCCUGGUUUAGCUGAACUAUUAUUGAUGUAUCCCUAGUUAUCACAUAGGGUAGGGUUCACCAAAUCCAGACCUCGAGGCCACCUAUCCUGUCAUGUUUAAGAGAGAUAUGGAAAACACGACAGGCUAGGUAGCCUUUAGGUCCAGAUUUGGUGAACCCUGACAUAGGGUGUUGCCAGAGUGUGUGGCAUGGUCAAAGACGGCUUGUGUAAUGUGUUCUAGAUGAAAGUAAGAAAACAUGUUUUGUACCCACUUGAUGGACCAUUUAGAGUUUGUGUUUGGGUAGCGGAUAAAUAUGUUUUGUUGUACAUUUUGUUAAAUAAAAGAUGUUUUAAACU